Nymphalis io (European peacock) is the source of this 1470-nucleotide messenger RNA. Its product is annotated as chymotrypsin-1-like. NCBI's taxonomy places the organism in Eukaryota, Metazoa, Arthropoda, Insecta, Lepidoptera, Nymphalidae. The transcript is spliced from 5 exons. Gene Ontology annotation, biological process: proteolysis. Bases 101 to 874 code for a protein of 257 amino acids. Gene Ontology annotation, molecular function: serine-type endopeptidase activity. The record is from RefSeq and is a predicted model, not a curated record.
UUUCUUUUAUCAAACGGAAUUUAUUUGAAUAAAUAUAAAUAAAAGAAAAAAAUGUUUUCCAAUUAUUCACUUUUAUCAUAUUUGCGGUACAGUUGUGAAAAUGACUUCGGUUUUGAUGUUGUUAAAUUUGUAUUUGAUUUCGUUUUUAGCGAAACCAAUUACAUCGAGUGAUAUCCAAUCACGUAUCCUGUAUGGAGAGACAGCGAAAAUAGAAGACUACCCGUUCUACGCUGGGCUGGAUAAUUGCGGUGCCGCCAUUAUCUCCAAUACGUGGAUCUUGACCGCAGCUCAUUGCGUCGAUAAUGUUCAUCCUACGAAAAAUAAUUACGUCUGGGUUGGUGGAGAAACUUUCGCAAACAGUAUUAAAGUUCCAUACAACAAAGUCAUCAUACACGAAGAAUACCAAAAGGUGCAAGGAUUGCCAGUAAACGAUAUCGCCUUGAUCAAACUGUCCAAGCCUCUACAGUUCUCGAAAAAAGUCCAAGCAAUCAAACUACCAGCAAGACCAACGUCUAGCUCUAAAGUUGUUUUCGUUGGUAGAGGGAAAGACGAGACCGGAAAGUUAUCGAAACAUUUGCAGAAAGUCGAUCUCGUUAGGUUGACUACUGAAGAGUGCAUUAGUUUAGUGCCUCAACAGUACCACAGCUACGUUCGGCGGAAUAUAAAGUUGUUCGAGAAAAUGAACAUCUGUGCGAAGAGGGAAUCGGAUAUGCCGAGCAUUUGUCACGGUGACUCUGGUAGUCCGUUAUUCAGUGGCAAUACCCUAAUAGGUCUUGCUUCGUACAUUGGAAAACAAUGCUCUCAAGUUCGCUUGGGAUUCUACGUGAAUGUAGCAUCUUAUAUGCCCUGGAUCAAGGCAGCUACUGGUCUUUAAUUAUUACAUUUUCUUUUGUUUUCAUUACAUUUUUUCUUCUUUUAUGUAGUUAUUAAUUUGCUUAUUAUUAUAAUCCAAGGUAAAGAAGGAAAAUUUUAGUUUUAAUCACCACCACAACUAAAUCAUUGUCUCUAUAAGAUUUAAUCUUAUACGAAAAAAGACGCGACGCGAACGUUUAGGCGUAGAACCAACGACUGCAUUAUUUUUGAUGCAAACAAUACAAACUUCGAAGCUCUGGAAUACUAUUAAGAGGUAUGUCUAUGCACAAUAGAAUACUCCAAUAUUUUAUUGGCCCGAUUUGACAAUCAGAGCUCAAAAUCUACAGUCUAACUACUAGACAAAAUACAGAAAAAUAUAAAAUUUACAGAAUAAACAAACUUUUUAAUAACAAAUAUGGGGAAUUACAAAUAUGUACGUUAAGAUUUUUUUAAGGAGUCCCCAAAAAUGUCACACAGCAACCAUCCAAAUCCUUGCAUUUGGUCCAGAUGAGUUUACCAACCAGAUGAUCCUCUAAAUCAAUGGUCCAACUUGAUGAAUUCAUACGAUAUAUUUACUUAAAUAAAUGCACAUUCUAAUUACUAGAAUUAUUGCUUUAA